Molecule: messenger RNA, 626 nt
Organism: Lecanosticta acicola
Lineage: Eukaryota; Fungi; Ascomycota; Dothideomycetes; Mycosphaerellales; Mycosphaerellaceae
Source: the annotation of a GenBank genome assembly
AUGCAGCGCAUCGAUCCUCGACCAGUCGAGACGUCGGCGCAAGCUCAACAACAAGAAGGUCAACCUCCACAAUCACAGCAAAACGCCGCUGCCAAAUCAUGGAAUCUGCCCAGUGGAUUCGCAAGCACGGGGAGGGACGCGCACACCCAGAGCUUCGAGGAGAUCUAUGGGGUGCCGGAGAACUUCCUCGAGAUAGAGGUAUGAACUGCGCAGGCUUGAGAUCGUAGCACGGAGAGACAGUGCUGAUGAGUGUGGCGGCGGCAUAGGUAAUAGACCCGCAAACCCACCAACCGACCUCGUCCCCCUCGUCGCGGUACACAACCUACCUCAUCCGCAUGAGCACCAACAUUCCCGCCUUCAAACUCCGCCGCAGCGAAGUCCGCCGGCGAUACUCCGACUUUGAAGUCUUCCGCGAUCUCCUCGAACGGGAAUCCGCUCGUGUCUCGAUCCCCUCCCUACCAGGAAAGGUCUACCUCAACCGCUUCGACGACGCAGUGAUCGAAGAACGACGAAGAGGCCUCGAGCGCUUCCUCAAGAUCGUAGUGGGACAUCCUCUCCUCCAGACCGGAAGCAGAGUACUAGGCGGCUUUGUACAGGAUCCGAACUGGGAUCGCAAUGCUUGGUAG